ACCCAGAUUCCAAAGAAUAUAACCCCAUCAUGAACUUCUACAAGGUUUUCAUCUUUGUUGCUCUUAUCCUGGCCAUCAGCAUGGGUCAAUCCGAGGCUGGUUGGCUGAAGAAGAUUGGCAAGAAAAUUGAACGUGUUGGCCAGCACACACGAGAUGCCACCAUCCAGGGCUUGGGCAUUGCUCAGCAGGCUGCGAACGUAGCCGCCACAGCCAGAGGCUAAA
Molecule: messenger RNA, 222 nt
Organism: Drosophila arizonae
Lineage: Eukaryota; Metazoa; Arthropoda; Insecta; Diptera; Drosophilidae
Product: cecropin-2
Biological process (GO): defense response to Gram-negative bacterium; antibacterial humoral response; defense response to Gram-positive bacterium
Cellular component (GO): extracellular region
Source: RefSeq, a predicted model, not a curated record